CUGGAACUCACUUUGAAGACAUGGAGGUCCGCCUGCCUCUGCCUCCCGAGUGCUGGGAUUAAAGGCGUGCGCCACCACCGCCCGGCUAAGGCUUUUCAUUCUUUUAUAAAACUGGGAAUACUCCAAGGAUACCUUAUUGUGCUAUUAUUCGCUACUCACCAUAUAAGAGCUGAAUUUGUGGUCAAAUCCUGAGUUUGAAUCUUGGUUCGAUCUCUAAAGCAAAAUUCGCCGGUUUCAUAAGAAAGCCUUUACGUUCUUUUCACUUUGCAUAAUAUCGAAUACCCAUCAUGCACUCUUUACCGCCAAUACUUUGAAAUAGGGCGGGAAACCGGAUGUAAAAGUGGGGCUCGGAAAAACAUCUUACUUCUUCCCUAGGAUAUAGAAGGUAGAGAAUCCUGGAGCCCUUGUUUCUCCAGGAACUACAAAACUAGUGCCUUUGAUAUGGCUAUGCGAUUUGAUAUUAAAGAUAGAACUGGAUGCAUCAACAUUUAAACCCACACUCAUCCCCACCUCCUAACGUCUGGCCGUGUCUGGCACAAAGUGGACGCUUCCAAGGAUCUUAAUAAUUUUGCAAGAUUGUAGCUAACUGGAGUCCAAGGCCAAAUCCUGCUCUACUAUGCCCCCUUCUGGUCGCCUCGAUAUAAGUGGAGAAAUGGACUACAUUUCCCGGCAUGCUUUACAGAGACUUCCGGCGAGACUAGAAGGAAGUUGGCAAGCACGUUUGAGGAGCCGCACUCCUGGCAAAGGCGACUGACUGCAGACAGCUUGGCGUCUUCCUGCUGAAGUGCAGUCAUGUUUCUCCAGUAUUACCUCAACGAACAGGGAGAUCGCGUCUAUACGUUAAAGAAAUUUGACCCGAUGGGACAACAGACUUGCUCUGCCCAUCCUGCUCGCUUUUCCCCUGACGACAAAUACUCAAGACACCGAAUCACCAUCAAGAAACGCUUCAAGGUGCUCAUGACCCAGCAACCGCGUCCUGUUCUCUGAGAGUUCGUUAAUUUCCUCUGCUGCCCGCCCGCAGGCUGAUUAUCAGUAACCAAAUGCGUCAAUCCGUGAGCAGGGACGCCUUCCCGCACUGUUUGGAAUCCUAUCUCACCACGUGACUGACUCUAUCGUAAUGGGCAUCUCCCGUAAAAGGAACAAUCUUAACUUUUGUUUUUCAUGCUUUGAAUUAAUGCCAGGUUAUUAAAGAUAGAAUGACUUGAAAGUUCA
This is a messenger RNA of Alexandromys fortis (reed vole), 1212 nucleotides long. RefSeq names its product NOP10 ribonucleoprotein (gene Nop10). The record is from RefSeq and is a predicted model, not a curated record. The transcript is spliced from 2 exons. Bases 793 to 987 code for a protein of 64 amino acids. Gene Ontology annotation, molecular function: telomerase RNA binding; snoRNA binding. NCBI's taxonomy places the organism in Eukaryota, Metazoa, Chordata, Mammalia, Rodentia, Cricetidae. Gene Ontology annotation, biological process: positive regulation of telomerase RNA localization to Cajal body; ribosome biogenesis; snRNA pseudouridine synthesis. Gene Ontology annotation, cellular component: box H/ACA snoRNP complex.